AUGCGUGUGUGGCCUUUCUGGAGCACCGACGAAGAGUAUGGUUCAUCAAGGAGCUUAAGGAGCCUUCGAUUAUCAGUCUCUGUUUUUCAAUCGGAGCAGAUCUGGGUCAGAUCUGAUCUCGCCUUCGCCGGAAUGGAUGGUGAAGCGCUGCCUCCUCUUUCCCUCAACGGCACCGGCUUGUACCCGUUUGACUAG
This is a messenger RNA of Eruca vesicaria subsp. sativa (arugula), 195 nucleotides long. Lineage: Eukaryota; Viridiplantae; Streptophyta; Magnoliopsida; Brassicales; Brassicaceae. The record is from the annotation of a GenBank genome assembly.